AUGAGAUCUCUGCUGUGGUCGCUGUGGUGGUGCAUGUUGUCUCUCAUAGCGGCAGUGGGGGGCUGUAAGAAGAAAACGAUCUGUAGACCGCCACCUGGUGGCAGACCCGGCUGCGGGCGAACCUGGUGGGGUCGGCACAAAUUGUUAAUCCUGUUUUUAAUGUUUCUGAAAAACGUUUCAUUUCAAUCCAGUCUAAGAGACGGUGAAAUCUUCGGAGACGACUAUAAGUUAGGACUUAACAGUCGUGGCAAACUGCAAAAUGUUGAAGAUAUAAAA
This is a messenger RNA of Iphiclides podalirius (scarce swallowtail), 276 nucleotides long. The record is from the annotation of a GenBank genome assembly. Lineage: Eukaryota; Metazoa; Arthropoda; Insecta; Lepidoptera; Papilionidae.